CACCGAUGAGUGGACGAACAGAACUUCUAUCCAAUCAGAAAGCAGUCGGCAGAUUAACGUAAUCAACACGGAAGCGGAUGUGCUGCUUGAAUCCUGCACAUUAACGAGCCGACAGCGUGUACCAUCCCGGUAAUUUGUAUUUGUAGCAGAAUCAGUGAAAACAGUUGUGAUUUUACGUGUGUGAGACACCGAGGCACGUUGAUUCUGUUAUCAUGGAGCUGCUGACAGAUGCACUGUUUUGGAUCGGUGCUGUCACUGUGGCCUGGGUGUCGGUGUGCACUCUGUGGAGUCUGCUUAACGGGAUUCGUGUGUGGUUGGUGGGGAAUGGAAAUUUGAUGAGGGCAUCCAAACUCGGGAAAUGGGCAGUUGUGACUGGGGCCACCGAUGGAAUCGGAAAAGCCUAUGCGGAGGAGCUGGCUCGACAAGGUUUUGCUAUAGUUCUCAUCAGCCGUACUCAAGAGAAGCUGGAUGAAGUGUCCAAAGAUAUCGAGAGCAAAUAUAAUGUAGAGACCAAAACCAUUUCUGCUGACUUUGGAUCUGUGGACAUCUACCCUAAGAUUGAGUCUGGACUGGCCGGACUGGAAAUAGGAGUUUUAGUUAACAAUGUUGGAGUGUCUUAUUCCUACCCAGAGUUCUUCCUCAACAUUCCUAAUAUUGACAGCUUCAUCAACAAUAUGAUCAACAUCAACAUUAUGUCAGUUUGUCAGAUGACGCGAUUGGUACUGCCCAGGAUGGUUGACAGGUCUAAAGGAGUGAUCCUGAAUGUUGCCUCAGCGAGUGGCAUGUACCCAGUUCCUCUCCUCACCCUCUAUUCUUCCUCGAAGGCCUUUGUGGACUUCUUCUCCCGUGGACUUGAUGCUGAAUACAAAAGCAAAGGGAUUAUUGUACAGAGCGUGCUGCCAUUUUUUGUGACAACCAAGCUGAGCAAAAUCAAGAGGGCAUCUCUCGACAUCCCUACUCCAGAACGCUACGUAAAAGCCCAGCUGAGUACUGUAGGCCUGCAGACUCAGUCUAACGGUUACCUCCCUCAUGCUAUUAUGGGUUGGGUGACUACUGCUCUGCUUCCUGCAAAGCUACUCAACAAAUAUGUUAUGAGCAUGGGGUUGUCCCAGCGCGCACGCUAUCUGAAGAAACAGAAGCAAGGUUAGAGACAGAAAAAAGGACAGACAGAGGGAUAAAGGAAUGGUGUGAUGAAAUGAGGGAACAACAACAAAAAUCCUUAAUAUCUCUUCCCUUUUGCUGUCAGGGGGCCAAGAGCAGUCACACCAAACUGCUCCUGAUAAGUCUGUUUGAGAUGGUACAAACCAAGCAAUGUAUUUUCCAGACGUUAGAGAAGUGUAUUGAGUUGUUGCUAACCAAAACAUGAUUUGCUUGAACAGCCUUUGCUGACCAACAGUUCUAAUUAGUUCUAUUGGACAACCCAAGAAUAGCUGAAGUCUCUGUAAUGUCCUUUGUAUCCUAACAGUCACUAUUAACAGCAUCGAUCAGUACAGUUUGUUUGGUUUUCUUUCAUGUUUAGAGAGAGUAAAUUUGUAGAUCUCUGGUAAUAGUCAUCUGAUGAACAUAAAUAAUAAUAAUAAAAAAAAAAAGUUCUUAACCUGAAUGAAAUGUCUAUUUGCACAACGGCACUCCCAUCACCAAAAUUAAAAUUUGUAUAACUAAAAUUAGGCAGGUUGCCUACAACCUUUUAAAAAUUGCAUCUGGAACGUCUACAAAAUGGUGCGUUUAUUUGUGGUCCAUAUUUGCUUUUUUCCUGUCUGACUCAGCAGUUGUUUACAAACGAAAUGCACUACAUGAACUAUUUGUGCCCAUCACAGAUGGCACUAAGCAUUCUAUCGUUAAAGCAUCUAUUUGAAAGAAGAUGCAGUUAUAUUGCACUAACAUUGUUGUGGAAAGUUUGUGUAUGCCCUGUAUGGUUCGCUUUGUAAUGCUGCUGGGGUUUUGAGGAAUUUAAGGGAGGAAAUUUCAACUCUGACAACAGAUUAAUUAAAAGUUGAGGCUGUGGUUCCAUUAUUAUCUGGUCAAUGAUAAUACAGUAUUUUCUUUCAAAACAACUCUUAGGAUUUCUAAAUGAAGAUUGGCACUUUCAGGUUUCAUUUUGUAUUACUUAAAAAAAAAAAAAAAAAAACCCCAGCAGAAUAAACUCAAUCCAUAUGUGCCUGCUUGUGAAUUAAUCUUGCAUUUCAAAUAAAACAAAAAAUCUUUCUAA
Ctenopharyngodon idella (grass carp) is the source of this 2209-nucleotide messenger RNA. RefSeq names its product hydroxysteroid (17-beta) dehydrogenase 12b (gene hsd17b12b). Bases 213 to 1148 code for a protein of 311 amino acids. Gene Ontology annotation, molecular function: oxidoreductase activity. The transcript has 11 exons. Gene Ontology annotation, cellular component: endoplasmic reticulum. The record is from RefSeq and is a predicted model, not a curated record. Lineage: Eukaryota; Metazoa; Chordata; Actinopteri; Cypriniformes; Xenocyprididae.